AUGGGUUGUUGCUAAAGUAAUCCUAAUGGUAUCUAAGUUUUAACACUUCUUAGACAUGAACUCAGCAAGUGAAAUGGGCAAGGAGUUAACUGAUAUUCAUUUAGCUGAAUAUGAACCAAACAUUAUCAGUUUAGAAAAGAAAAUCAAAACUCCUGACUAAAUCAUUAGAGCCGAGCCAGAGAAAGUCUCAAUGAAAGAAUCUAGUUACCAUAAAGAUACAAAAAGUGAAAAAUAAGAGGAGGAGUCAAAAAAAAUAACUGAGUAACCAAGUGAUAUCAAAUGGAGCAUUAAACAAAGUAUGUUUGUCAAAAUCAAUUCUCAUAAAAAUGUUGGCGAAUACUAUGCAAUCAAGGAGUUAAUAGGAUAAGGUGGAUUUGGAAAGGUUUACAAAGUGACACAUCGAUAAACUGGUUACAUUUUAUACUCAUAACAGGCAUGGUUAGAGCCAUGAAGUAGAUACUAAAGUAGCGCAUGAAGAAAGAAGACUGGCAAAAAUUACUUUAAGAAACCCAAAUCUUAAUGGAUAUUGACCAUCCUAAUAUUGUAAAGCUAUAUGAAAUGUACCAAGACGAUCAUUCAUAUUAUCUUAUAAGCGAAUAUUGUGAGGGUUAUACAUUAUUAUAUAAUAAGGUGGAGAAUUAUUUGAAAAAAUUAAAAUAGCCUAAUUUCUAACUGAGAAAGAAAUUGCUUCUUAUAUAAAAUAAAUUCUUUCUGCAGUCUCUUAUUGUCAUUCAAUGAAUAUUGUACAUAGAGAUCUAAAACCUGAAAAUAUAGUUUUCGAUGCUAAACAUUAGGGUGCCAAUCUUAAAAUUAUUGACUUUGGAGCUAGUGUUAAGAUUGAAAACUCUGAAAAACUUAAUAAAAAAAUUGGAACUGUAUUCAUUUAUAUUAAUUUAAUAGCCUUUUUAUGUUGCUCCAGAAGUUUUAUAUGGAUCAUAUGAUGAAAAAUGUGAUAUUUGGUCUAUUGGGGUAAUCUUAUAUGUUCUUUUAUGUGGAUAUCCACCAUUCUUUGCACAAAAUGAAGCUCAAGUUCUUGCAAAAGUAAAAAAAGGAACAUAUUAAUUUGAUUCUUAAGAUUGGGCUAAAGUUUCAUUACAAGCUAAAGAUUUAAUUAGGAGGAUGCUCUUUUUUAAUCCAUCUCAAAGAAUAAGUGCAAAUGAUGCUCUACAACAUUAAUGGAUUACUAAUAAUAAGUCAAAAGGUUAACUAAAUAAUUAAAGUUUGAAAAAGCUUCAAGAUUUCGACUCAAAAAAUAAAUUAAAAUAUGCAAUACUCUAAUUUAUUACAGUAUAAGUGAUUACAAGUUAAGAAAAGGAUGAAUUAAUGAAAAACUUUUAAGAAAUAGAUAAAAAUGGAGAUGGAACAGUAAGUAAAGAGGAAUUAUUAAAUGGUAUUAAUUUUCAUUAUUUAGCUUAUAUUAAAUUAUAUAAAGGUGAUUAGCUUGCUGCAUAAUAGAUCGUAAAUGACUUAUUUCCUCAUUUAGAUGCUAAUGGGUCUGGCAAAGUUGAUUUUAGUGAAUUUAUUACUGCCUCAAUAAAUAAGGAUAGAUCAUUAAGCAAAAAGAAAAUUGAAUAAUCUUUUAAAUUAUUUGACUUAGUAAAAAUAGAAUAAUAAAAAUAGGAUGGGAAUGGAUUAAUUACAAAAACAGAAAUAAAUUAAUUAUUUGGAGAUGAAAUAGAUGACAAUAUGUGGAAGGAAAUACUAAAGGAAUGUGAUGCAAAUGAAGAUGGGAUGGUAAUAUGAUAAAUAAUAUAUCAUAGAUAUCCUUAAGUGAAUUUAUAAAUUUAUUGGAGAGCAAAUUUAAAGGAAAACUUUGA
Molecule: messenger RNA, 1817 nt
Organism: Paramecium pentaurelia
Lineage: Eukaryota; Ciliophora; Oligohymenophorea; Peniculida; Parameciidae
Source: the annotation of a GenBank genome assembly